AUGGAAGCGAUAUUGGCGGCAUCUUUUUCGAUGAGGGUUGGCCUAAAUUAUGUCGACCUCUCCAAGUACAUCAACGGCUAUACAAAGCGGAAGUACCCCGGCGCGUACACAGUCCUAAAUCUAGGGUUACCUAUGGCGUCUUGUUUCGAGGAUACGAUAGACACACUGCUAACCUUCGAGCUGAGUUACGACGCGUACGUUAACUCCUACACACCUAACACGUGGGUCCUAAAAGACCCGCGGAAACUGUGGCACUAUAUAUACGACGUCCCGGAAAGCGCUAUUAACGAGGUUAUCAAAUUAUCUAAGGAGCGCGGAGCUAGUUUCGUUUAA
This is a messenger RNA of Penicillium canescens, 333 nucleotides long. Its product is annotated as spherulin 4 family protein. The transcript has 2 exons. NCBI's taxonomy places the organism in Eukaryota, Fungi, Ascomycota, Eurotiomycetes, Eurotiales, Aspergillaceae. The record is from RefSeq and is a predicted model, not a curated record. Bases 1 to 333 code for a protein of 110 amino acids.